UUCAAAAAGGUGUAGUCUUUUUAUUUUUAUUUUUUAAUUUUGGAUAAAUUGAUGUAUUAAGAGUGGCCUCAAGCACGUGAAUACGCGCUUUCUCUGUCUCCCUCUCUCGUUCUCCAUCCACUGAUUGCUUGCACCAAGGCCGGAUCCAUAAAUUUGAUUCGUGGUUAUAAUCUGGGUGGUUGAAAGGAUGUCAGGCGUCGAGGAUGUCAAUAACCAAAUAGAUGGAGCUGAAAAGUCCAACCCAUCCACCCAACAAGAAGAAGAAGUUGUUAAAAAGAAGUAUGGAGGAAUCAUACCUAAGAAGCCACCUCUAAUCUCUAAGGACCAUGAACGUGCUUAUUUUGAUUCGGCAGACUGGGCUCUUGGAAAGCAAGGUGCCGAUAAGAAGCCCAAAGGUCCACUAGAGGCACUUCGCCCAAAGUUGCAGCCAACCCAACAACAAACGCGAUACCGCAAGUCUGCUUAUGCUCCAUCAGAGGGUGAAGAUGGAAGUAAUGCUCCAUCAAAGGAUCCAGCUACAGAUGAAUGAGGAGACGUUCACUCUUUGUCGAAAUAUCAUAAGCCGUUUACAUAUCUGAACAAUGCUCUUGAGAAUUAAAUAAUAAUGAUUCAUGGGGUGUGUUAACUUUUACUUGAGGCUGGUAUUGUGUUGCUGUAACAUGGAUGUAGGAUAUUUCUUAUGCUGUCUAAUGAAACGACUUUCAUGUUUUUAUC
Lycium ferocissimum is the source of this 714-nucleotide messenger RNA. RefSeq lists its product as uncharacterized. The record is from RefSeq and is a predicted model, not a curated record. Lineage: Eukaryota; Viridiplantae; Streptophyta; Magnoliopsida; Solanales; Solanaceae. Gene Ontology annotation, molecular function: protein phosphatase inhibitor activity. Gene Ontology annotation, cellular component: cytoplasm. The coding region runs from base 188 to 529 and encodes 113 amino acids. The transcript is spliced from 7 exons.